Molecule: messenger RNA, 1179 nt
Organism: Globicephala melas (long-finned pilot whale)
Lineage: Eukaryota; Metazoa; Chordata; Mammalia; Artiodactyla; Delphinidae
Gene: CFC1
Product: cryptic, EGF-CFC family member 1
Biological process (GO): protein phosphorylation; heart development; determination of left/right symmetry
Cellular component (GO): cell surface; extracellular region
Molecular function (GO): activin receptor binding; nodal binding; protein kinase activity
Source: RefSeq, a predicted model, not a curated record
AUGAAGGCUCUGAAUCACCCCAAUAUUGUAAAGCUACUGGAGGUGAUUGACAUGGAGGAGACAAUGUUCCUGGUGAUGGAGUACCUCAAUGGGGGGGACAUGUCCAGCCAUUUGGAGGACCACGGCCGCAUGACAGAGGAAGAAAGUGAGCAGCUGCAGGAGGACCAGAAGCCAGGGCAGAAGACCAGCAAGACUGCCAAUCCCCGACCAGCCUGGAGGCGAGGACCGUUACCUCCAGCCCAGCCCCCAGUGUGGCCCUGCGGCCUCCACCUCUACCAGCAGCAUCAGCAGCAGGACUGGAGCCCCAGAGGGAACCUGCCGCCCUCCAGUUGGCCUCCUGACAGCACUCCAGUGGUGCCACCUCCUUACUGCCAGAUCAGGGGGGUGGAGAUAACUUUCUUUAAAUAUUCUAGGCUUCUGUUUAUGAUCAGUUUGGCAUUACAGAUCAUCCACGUGGGAAACAGCUAUCAAAGAGAGAAAUAUAAAGGUAGUAGAGAAGGAAUCAACAGUGCUACAGCUCAGAAGCUCCAGCAGAAAACACUCGAUUGGACCUCGAAUAAUUUUAGGGAGGAGAACGACAGCGCGGAGGGCUGGAGGCCGCAGGGUUCAUUGCCCUACUCGCGGACUUUCCGAGAGCGUGCGCCCCCGCGGCCGCGCUGCUGCCGGAACGGCGGCACCUGCGUACUGGGCAGCUUCUGCGUGUGCCCCGCUCACUUCACCGGCCGCUACUGCGAGCACGACCAGAGGCACAGCGAAUGCGGCGCGCUGGGGCACGGAACCUGGACCUUCCGCGGCUGCCGCCUCUGCAGGUGUGUCUUUGCGGCCCUGCACUGCCUCCCGCUACAGACACCCGGCCGCUGUGACCUGAAAGACUUUCUCGCCUCACACUCUAAUGGACCAAGAACGCAGCUCACGGGGAAUGUUCUCCUCCUCCUGCCCUGCUUCCUCCUGAAAUCCGUCCUCAGCGAAGGGGGAGGCCGCUGACGGGACCGCAGUUCCACCCGGCGGAACCCGAACCGCGCCUGGCCUCCCAGCGUGGCCGAGCGAGGCGGCGCUGCGUGGGGAAGCCGGGCUCGCUUGUCCUCUUGUAUUGUCUAUAUUGUAGGUAAUAGAUUGGUUUCAUUUCUUAUCAAGGGGAGCAUUAGAUGCAUAUUUGUAUUGUUUAAUAAACAUUUGCAU